UUAGAACCUUGCCGUUAAUUUCAAUAGACGGCGUUAAAUUUAUUGAGUCGUGGCACGCUGACGAAGCAAAUUUUAAUGACGUAGAUCAAAUUCAUUUGCACGUGGACCUACAGCACCGUCGAGUACUCUCCUUCUCUCCCCCCGCCUUCGUCUUUCUCAUCGAUCUUUCCUCCCCCGACGACCAACUGCUCUCCCUCAAGAAGGACCUCCUCCUCCUCAUCCACCACCACUUCCCCGAUCACGCCCUCGUCGCUCUCCUCACCUUCGAUUCCAUGGGAGACUUGAACCAUCUCGCCUCUUCCCCCUGUUCCUCCCUCCACCUCUUUCACGGCAGCCGCUAUCUCUCCUCCAAUCAGGUAUUUCACUCUACUACACUUAUUAUUCUUACUUCUUCUGAUUCAAUCCCCGCUUUCUUUUACACUCAAUCCACUUCAUUCGAUCAUCAACUGACUUUAUUCAAUUUUCCUUAAUCUCUCCCUCAGAUCCGCCAGUUCCUCAAAAACAGGAUUUUCUGUUGCCAUUUUCCGAAUGUGAAUUCUCCAUCACUUCUCCAAUUGAAGAUGUAAGUAAUCAGAGAAAACGAGGAAGAGAGAACCAGAAAGAAAAGACUGAAAAGAAUUGUAUUAUUGAAAAUUACAGAAAAUACAACAAAGCAAAUGUAUUUAUACAGAAAAAAAAGAAACAACUACUAAAAAUGAAUCGCAGACCAAGCGACUUCCUAGACCGAUCGUCCUAGAGAGGAGACGAUCGGUAGUGAGAAGACAAUUGAAUCUAUCGAGCAGUAAGACCGAUCGUCCAAGAGUAGAUGUCGAGCGGUACGAGCGACAGAGCAGAUGAUGAGCGUACCUAUCGAGCGACAGGCUCGAUGACGAGCGUACCUGUCGAGCGGUACGAGCGACAGGCGUUAAGGACGAGCGGCAACAAUAAGAUCUCAAUCAUCCGAGCGUUAAGGACGAGCGGCAACAAUAAGAUCUCUGUCAGAAGACAUCCAUUCCACAUUCUACUCCACCUCCGCCACUCGCCCUCCAAGGUGCACCGGCACUGCCAUUUCCGUCGCCCUCGGACUUCUAGAGUCUUGCCUUGUCACCACAGGCUCCAGGAUCAUGCUCUUCACCUCCGGACCUACCACUAUCGGACCUGGAAUCGUUGUUGAUUCUGAUCUCCGCCAACCCAUCAGAACCCACCAUCACAUCUUUAACAACCAAGUCAGACACCACGCCAACUCGUGCUCUUUCUAUAACCAACUCUCCAAGAGGCUAUCUGAUGCGUCUGUUAUUCUUGAUCUCUUUGCCUGUUCGCUCGACCAAGUUGGGGCCGCCGAGCUUCGACAACCUGUUGAGCAGUCUGGUGGAUUCAUGAUUCUCUCCGAAUCUUUCGAAUCCGAUCAGUUCAAGAAAUGUCUCGGGCAUAUGUUCAAGUCUCCCUUGUCAAUCCCUCUUCUCAACUAUGUAACGUUACUUACUACUCACCACUCACUCCCAUUCAUUCUUUGCUUCCUGCAAUUCCUUCUUUUCUCUCUCAAAAACCCUAAUUCCCAAUUUCCCCAAUCGCUUCUUCCUUCUCGCCCCGUCGCUAGGGGUUCCGAUUCGCCGGGGAAGAUGAGCACGCAGAAGAAGCGCGCGUUCCAGAUAGAGGCAUUUCGUCAAUUAAGCCAGAUCAAUGCCACGGACCGGACGCCCUAUGGAAGGACAUCCACGUCAUCGGAUCACCAAACAGACCGGCCGCCCAUUGUAACGUAUGAGACCCAGGAAACUGCACUUCUACUUACUGAUGUGAAGGGUUAG
Messenger RNA from Vigna angularis (adzuki bean), 1784 nucleotides. Its product is annotated as protein transport protein sec23-1-like. The record is from RefSeq and is a predicted model, not a curated record. Lineage: Eukaryota; Viridiplantae; Streptophyta; Magnoliopsida; Fabales; Fabaceae. The transcript is spliced from 3 exons. Gene Ontology annotation, cellular component: endoplasmic reticulum exit site; COPII vesicle coat. Gene Ontology annotation, biological process: endoplasmic reticulum to Golgi vesicle-mediated transport; intracellular protein transport; COPII-coated vesicle cargo loading. Bases 1104 to 1784 code for a protein of 226 amino acids. Gene Ontology annotation, molecular function: GTPase activator activity.